Exophiala dermatitidis NIH/UT8656 is the source of this 783-nucleotide messenger RNA. RefSeq lists its product as uncharacterized. NCBI's taxonomy places the organism in Eukaryota, Fungi, Ascomycota, Eurotiomycetes, Chaetothyriales, Herpotrichiellaceae. The coding region runs from base 1 to 783 and encodes 260 amino acids. The transcript is spliced from 4 exons. The record is from RefSeq and is a predicted model, not a curated record.
AUGGACUCAGAAGAGCAGCUUGUUGACUCUCCGAUUCAGGACGAGGGGACUCAGUCGGAGAACCCAAGUGCUGAUUCUGCUACGGCCAUAGAGUCCUCACCGUUGCCAACAAGGCCAGGAUACCAUCAGUCUCCUCGUACAGCAAGGAAACGCACCAAUGAAGAAGUCUACGAGUCUGUGAAAUCGCUGAAAACACCUUCUACUCCCUCGAGAUUUCAAAAGUCAAGCAAUGUCGUGCCGCAGCCCCAGGAAGGACCCCAACCAUCGGCAACCCCCAUAGCAAGGCCUGUACCAAAUUCGCAGGGUAUAAGGCCGAACAAGGCGACUGCAACGAAUGAUACAGGGGCUGAAGGCAUGGUAACGACAAAUCACAAUGUGGCCCCACCCCAGGAGACACAAAAUACCUUUGUCAAAGACAUUGAAGACUACCGACAGCAACUGGAACUUGAAUUCCAAGAAUUUGAACGGUCACUUGACGAAAGAGACCCAGCAGCAGACCUGGAGCCCAUGGACUGGGAUGACUUGGAGGCACAGUACAACAAAGAGGUCCAGUCGAAGGUGGCCGCUGAACAAGAAAUUAUGAGCGAAUUUAGUGCUCGCUUUGAGCAAUUCAUGCUCUACAUGCAGGUUUCCGCUGAUUAUGAGGCCGAGCGAGCCAUCAAAAGGUUGCGGACUCGGAUCGCCAUUACCCGAAACACGGAAACAGCGCUUGCACAGAAGCAGGCACAUCACGCAAAAGUGCUUGAGGCUUUCCAAAGUGCAAUGAACCUUCUCAACACUUGA